Messenger RNA from Xenopus tropicalis (tropical clawed frog), 2616 nucleotides. RefSeq lists its product as uncharacterized. NCBI's taxonomy places the organism in Eukaryota, Metazoa, Chordata, Amphibia, Anura, Pipidae. The transcript is spliced from 5 exons. Bases 775 to 2616 code for a protein of 613 amino acids. The record is from RefSeq and is a predicted model, not a curated record.
UGCAACUAUGGGGCAAGUUCUUUCGGGUUUGUGGUCAGAUCUAAACAUAAUAUUUUUUACAGCAACAGAGGCCGGACCAUUUAACCGCUUCCUGUAACGAACAAACCAAACAGAAGGCAAAGCAUCAUGGGUAUUUAACCCGAGGCAACAACAGAGAGAACCGACCCAUUGCAUUGGAACUGAGUGGGUUAAUGGGUUUCCUAUGGGGUCAGUCAGUAUGGCAGCACCGCCGCUCUCCCUGCUGGGCGGAACCACAGGCUGAGUGAUACCAAGGGAGGGUUCUGAGUGGGUCAGUAAUUGCUAUUGAUCCGCUUCCCAAUAUAUCCGCUAGAGAAGCGCAGAAGAUUCCGGUACAGCGAAUGGAAAGGCAGAAAUAGCAGCUACAGACUCGCUGCGGACUUAACCCCUUGUGGGGAGGGCGCCUUAUAGUCAGUUAGGACUUUGCAGGUGGAAUUCACCCAAGCGACGUUGCAGUUGGUCAUAGACUUUUGCUUCACUCUUGUGCGUCUGUUCCUGCGAGUGUCACGUUAGAGUUGGACCUGGGGGUCUCACAGGGGUCUCUUCCUAUAACUGGAUAUUAUACCCUGCGAGAGCGGCAGGAUUGACUGGAAGGGAAGGGGUUACACAGAAGAGGAAGUUUUGUUGCACACAUUGGGGAUACUCGGUACCGCUCUGUCACACAGCUUGUGGGUUUGGGCCACUUCCCGUGACAGCUUGAGUGGAAGGAGAAGCAGAGAGACAGAGAGAGACGGCAGCGACGGAGCUCAGAGAGACAUGGAGCUCUUACAGAGACAUCUCCCCCGGGUGUACGAGGCGCUGCAGAGCGCUCUGAAUUACCUGGGAACUGUAACUGCACAGAUAUUUGGAGCCCCCCCACCAAGUCGUCAGCAUGAAAGGAAUGCCCAGAGGCACGUGGCCCUCGGCACCGCUCCACCCCAGCCGACCCACAGCUCCGAGACCCCUGCGCCGACUAAUGGGCAAGGGGCCGAUACCCACGGCACCAAGAUAAAUGAACACCUCACACCCCUUGAAGACAACACAGUUUUGGUUCCACUAUCAGGACUAGAGGAAAGGGAUCCACCAUCAGGACUAGAGGAAAGGGACCCACCAUCAGUACUAGAAGAAAGGGACCCACCAUCAGGACUAGAAGAAAGGGACCCACCAUCAGGACUAGAAGAAAGGGACCCACCAUCAGGACUAGAGGAAGAGGAUCCACAAUCAGGACUAGAGGAAAGGGACCUCCCAUCAGGACUACAGGAAAGGGAUCCACCAUCAGGAUCAGAGGAAGGGGACCCCUCUCCUGAGAGGGACUCUGAACAAACAGACGCAGUUCAUGCAGGAGUCACAGAAGAGCGAAAUAUUAAGAUGGAGCUUCGAAACAGAGCAAAGAGCGGCUUGGAGAAUGAAGCUUAUGAUGAAGGACCAAUCAGAGAUCUUUGUCUGCCCAGAGAAGAAUUCAGCCCUUAUGGAAAGCCCAUGGGGAUGAAAUAUGAUCAUUUUAAAGCCAAAAAGAUAAGAAAAUGCGUCACUUUCUCAGAAUAUGAUCAACACAAGGAAAAAAAAGUGGAGUUUUUCUCAAAUGACAAAUACCAACUUGGCAAAGCAACUAACAAGGAAGAACUGAGCGAGGAUCCAACUCCUCAAAAAAUCUCCAAUAAACGGGAACUGAAUUCUGGAAAUGUAGAAACGAGUGGUCUGGAAAGCAUUUCAUGUAACGCAUACGAGGGGUCAUCAGUAGAUUCUGAAUGUGCAGUAACGGCACAGAGAGAAGGACUAAGUCUGGAGGAAGACCACCAAGAAGUUCCAUCAGAUGCAGAAUUAGCUGAGGUGGACAUUCUGUCAACUACUGAGCCCAAAGAUGAUUUAUCCAUUCUUGUUACCCAUUCUAUGAUAUAUACAGAGAGCCCAGACACUGGGACAAAUAAGCAAGACCCCAGCCAUGAUUAUAUAAAGAAAGAAACCAAAUUAACGGAGGGAACCUUUCAAAAUGAUCCAGAGGAAGAUAUAAAAGAUGAGCCCAUAACCUCAGUGUGGACUUCACAAAGUACCCCAGAAUCUAAUUUGGCUCAAAAAGAAAUGUUUGAAGUGGGAGAACAUCUACAUGAUGAAAAAACAAAUUUGUUUACCCUGGAAGAUUUAGGAGCUGAGGAGUCUUAUGAAGAGGCCAGUAGAUUUAAAAUUGCUUCCUCUGAAGACAUAUCUCUGGAAGUUCCAGUUUUAUCUUUAUCAGAAGAAACCGUGGUUUUAAGUUUGGUAGAUAUGUUAGGAGAAGACUGUACUUUGGAAACUAAAGGACAAUUUGCAGAUGAAAAAGGCAGUGGUCACUUGAUGGCAGAGUCUGGACUGGAAAGACUGGAGACAGAACAACCAAGGAUUGAUAUGGGUGACCAUCAUGCUAAUGAAUGUCAAGAACUAAAUGUAGGUGCAUUUCAGAUGCAAGCAGGCCAUCCUAUGAUUUAUGGAGAAAUAAAGUUGGAACCAAUUGAUGGAAUAAUUGAAGGAAAUUCCAAUUACAUCCCUAGGUCAUUACAGGAUGACAUAAGAGAAGGCUUAGAAGAAUCAAAGCAAACCAUAUGGUAUGAUAAAUAUGAGAUGGAAAAGAUACAUCUCAGUUAA